This is a messenger RNA of Paramecium sonneborni, 1473 nucleotides long. The record is from the annotation of a GenBank genome assembly. NCBI's taxonomy places the organism in Eukaryota, Ciliophora, Oligohymenophorea, Peniculida, Parameciidae.
AUGAGUAAAAAAGAGAAUGUUUGGAAUUAACUUUUAUUUGAGAAAAGUAGAUAAGGUGGUUUUAUAAAUAAGAAUUUGUUGAUAUUAGGGAGAAAAUGUAGUGGAAAGAGAAGUUUAUUGGAUGCUUUAGCUGAGAUGACGAAAACUAAUAAGAGUAUAUAGAUUGAUAAUAAUUCUUAGAUGCGAUUCGGCAAAAAGGGAUUACACCAAUAAUAGAUUAUGCGUAUUUGAAUUUGAUAGACCUUCGUGAUCCAGAUUAUAACACGAAUGCUCGUUUGAAUGUUUAUAUAUUGGAGGAGCAGGGUUAGAAGUAUUUGCUACCUUAAAUUUUGAAUCACAAAAAUAUAAAGAAUACAUUUGUAAUAAUAGCUCUUGACAUGUAAGAGCCUUGGACAUUUAUGGAGGAUUUAGAUAGAUGGAUAAGUGUGUUGUAGGAUAUGAUGGCUGAAUUACGAUUGAGUCUAAAUGAAUUGGAGGAGAUGAAAUAAAAUGGUAUAUAUAAUUUAAAUGUAAUUUAAGUGAUGUAAUAUAUGUCAUAAAUGGAUGGAGGUUAGAUACAUGAAGGUUUGUUGAAGACAAAUUUAGGAGUACCAUUGAUGGUGAUGGUGAAUAAAUCAGACAUAUUGGAGAGGGAUGAUAAAGGAAAGGAUUGGGAUUAGAAAGCUGAGAUAAUAUAAUUUAGUUUACGUUAAUUUUGUGUGAAUUGUAAGAGUUUAGAUAGAUAUAAUAAGAUGGAGCAACAUUACUAUUAAGUUCUGUAAAACAAAAGAUCAACAUAAAGGUGAUGUAUGAAUAUGUGUUGCAUCGUUUGUAUGAUAUGCCAUUUGAGACAUCAUAACAUAAAAAUUUAUCAGAUUUUGAAAGUCUUUUUAUUCCAUUGGGUUAAGAUGAUAUAAAUAUAAUAAAGAGUACAUUUACAAAGUUGGCAAAUAGUGUAAUAAAAUAUGAGGAGAGUAUUCCAAUGGUGUAAUUAAAGAAAGUAAAUAGGAGAAUAAUAAUUAUAUAUAGAAUAUAGUUAAAGAGGAAUUGACAGUUGAAGACGAUUAAGACUUUUUUACUAAAUUAAAAGAGAAGUCAUCUUAAGCACCUGCAACAAGACCAAUUCUACCGAUAUAGAGAUCAGUUGAAUAAUCAACUUAACAAUAACCAGUUCCUACUGAUUAACCAAUAUCUGCUAGAGGUUCUUAAUAGAGUUAAUAACUUAAAGAGUUCUAUGAUAAAAUCCUGACAGGAAGGACUGAUGUAAAUGUUAUAUAAGAAAAAUUAGUAAUAGGUUGAUCCAAUACAAUAAGCCUAAUAAUAAUUAUAAGAGAGAAUGAGAUAAUUAACUGUUACAGAUGUUUAAACUACAAAUUCAUCAGUAAGAUAGCCACCAUUAUUCAAUUAAUAAGAUUAAUAGAGAUUAUAAAGGAUUUUACCACCAAGAAAAUGAUUUAAUUCCCAUAUUCUAUAUAAAGCUAAAUAAUACCAUAC